Molecule: messenger RNA, 3207 nt
Organism: Neoarthrinium moseri
Lineage: Eukaryota; Fungi; Ascomycota; Sordariomycetes; Amphisphaeriales; Apiosporaceae
Exons: 7
Coding region: 1-3207 (1068 amino acids)
Cellular component (GO): cytosol
Molecular function (GO): NADPH-hemoprotein reductase activity; heme binding; FMN binding
Source: RefSeq, a predicted model, not a curated record
AUGACCGAGCCAGUCCCCAUCCCAGAGCCGCCGGGCUUGCCCCUCAUUGGCCAUAUAACCUCCAUUGACCAGACCUACCCUUUGGGAUCUUUCAUGGACCUCGCAGAGAAGCACGGCGACAUAUAUCGACUCAGAUUACCAGGCAGAACUGUCGUCGUCUGCUCCAACCAUGCCCUGGUUGACGAGCUCUGCAAUGAGAAGCGCUUCAAGAAGGUGCCAGCUGGCGCCCUGAAGGAGAUCCGAGACGGUGUCCAUGAUGGCCUCUUCACCGCCUAUCUAGAGGAACCGAAUUGGGGCAUAGCCCAUCGCGUGCUGAUGCCGGCCUUUGGCCCUAUCAGCAUAAGAGGCAUGUUCGAUGAGAUGCACGACAUUGCAACUCAAUUGACCAUGAAGUGGGCUCGCUACGGGUCCUCAAACCCGAUCUUGGCGACUGACGACUUUACUCGACUAACCCUGGAUACCCUGGCUCUCUGCGCAAUGGGUUUCCGCUUUAACAGCUUCUACACCCAGGACCUGCAUCCUUUCAUCGACGCCAUGGGUGAUUUCUUGACAGAAUCCGGAGCCAAAACACAGCGCCCGCCGCUGCCUGCUUGGUUCUACAGAAACCAAGAGGAGAAGUUCCGAUCAGACAUUGCAACCCUUCGAAAGACCGCCGAGGAGGUCCUCGAAGAGAGGAAGUCUGGUGAGAGUGACCGUAAGGAUCUCUUAGCCGCCAUGUUGAAGGGGGUCGAUCCAAAGAGCGGGGUCUCUAUGACGGAUCAGUCAAUCAUUGACAACCUCAUCACCUUUUUAAUUGCUGGUCAUGAGACAACGUCUGGACUCUUGUCCUUCACUUUCUACGAGCUUUUGAAGAAUCCGAUAGUAUACAGGAAGGCCCAGGAGGAAGUUGACAGGGUCGUUGGCAAAGGCCCAAUCAAGGUUGAGCACAUGUCAAAACUGCCUUAUAUCUCAGCAAUCCUCCGCGAAACACUCCGCUUGGACUCACCCAUUCCCAUGAUAUCGGUACAGGCUAUCGAAGAUACCUUGCUCGGAGGAAAGUAUCCCGUCCACACUGGCGAGCCUUGCGUCAUGAUGAUCAAGAAAUCACAUACCGAUCCCUUGGUGUACGGUGAAGAUUCUCUUGAAUACAAGCCAGAGCGCAUGAUGGACGAGAACUUUGAGAAGCUCCCCAAGAAUGCAUGGAAACCCUUUGGAAACGGGGUUCGGGGCUGCAUUGGUCGCCCUUUCGCUUGGCAAGAGGCUGUUCUUGUGAUGGUUAUGCUUCUCCAGAAUUUCAACUUUGUCUUGGACGACCCUAACUACAGUCUCCGGCAUAAGCAGACGCUGACGAUCAAGCCUAACGGCUUCUAUAUGCGUGCCAUUCUCAGGGAUGGACUGACACCAACGACACUUGAACGUCGCUUGGCUGGUUUUGGCCCGUCUGACGAGAAGGCGGCCCAAGGGGGACAAACCGAUGCAUCGAAAUCUCACUCAUCGGGCCAAGGAAAGCCCAUUACGAUCCUUUACGGCUCCAACAGCGGUACCUGCGAGGCUAUGGCUCACCGCCUUGCCGCCGAUGCUACCCAGCAUGGAUUCAAGGCCUCGACCGUAGACUGCAUGGACACUGCCAAUGGAAACAUCCCGAAGAAUCAACCUGUCGUGUUUCUCACCGCAUCCUAUGAGGGAGAGCCACCAGAUAAUGCACGCCAUCUGGUCUCGUACCUCGAGAGUAUUGAGGACAAGUCAGCGCUCAAGGAUGUGUCAUACGCCGUUUUCGGUUGUGGUCACCACGAUUGGGCUUCAACAUUCUACCGUAUUCCGAAACUCAUUGACAGCAAGCUCGAGGAAAAUGGUGCUAGCCGACUCGCGGCAACCGGCUUCGCUGACGCUGGUGAUUCUGAUAUGUUCGUGGCUUUCGAGAGCUGGGAGGAUAACGUAUUCUGGCCGGCAUUAGUUAAGCAGUAUGGAACCUCCACUGACACUCAGGCCGCCAAUCAAGGCUCGUCCUUGAAGGUAUCUGUUACCAGCCCCCGCACGUCUGCCCUUCGUGCCGAUGUCCAGCAAGCCGAGGUCAUCGCGACCAAGAUCCUGACAGCCAAUGGUGAACCCGUGAAGAAGCACAUUGAGAUCAAGCUCCCCUCAGACAACACGUAUCGCGCGGGUGACUACCUUGCUGUUCUUCCAAUCAACCCCAAGGAAACCGUUUCGCGGGCCAUGAGGAAGUUUGAACUCCCAUGGGACGCUCAUCUGGAGAUACAGGCAGAUAGCCAAAUCCCCUUGCCUACGAACACUUCUAUCUCAGCCUCAGAUAUUUUCGGUGCAUAUGUGGAGUUGGCCCAGCCUGCGACUAAGAGGAACGUUCUUGCCUUGGCCGAGGCAACUGAAGUUGAAGCCGAUAAGGCAGCCCUCAGGGAUAUUGCGGGAGAGUCCUACGAAAAGGAGGUUUCGGAGAAGCACGUCUCCAUCCUCGAUCUCCUGGAGCGGUAUCCUUCCGUGAAACUGCCACUAGGUUCUUUCCUCGCCAUGCUGCCACCCAUGCGAGUCCGGCAAUACUCUAUCUCCUCGUCGCCUCUCUGGAAGCCCAACAACGUCACAUUAACCUUCUCCCUCUUGGAAGCGCCCUCCAAAUCAGGCCAAGGUUUGCACGUAGGCGUCGCAACUUCGUAUCUUAACAAUCUCCAGGAAGGAGACAAACUACACGUCUCCGUCAGGCAAUCGCAUGCCUCGUUCCACCUCCCGCAGACUAUGGAGCAAACGCCCGUCAUAUGCGUUGCCGCUGGCACAGGCCUGGCCCCCUUCAGGGGCUUCAUCCAGGAGCGGGCUGCUCUGAUCGAGGCCGGACGCAAGGUGGCGCCUCUGGUCCUGUACUACGGGUGCCGCGAACCCGGGCGCGAUGACCUGUACUCCGACGAGAUGGCCGAGUGGGAGAAGAUCGGAGCAGCAACGGUGAAGCGGGCUUACUCCAGAACGCCGGAGAAGAGCGAAGGCAACAAAUAUGUCCAAGAUGCCCUGUGGGCAGACCGAUUGGAGGUCGCCAAGCUAUGGGAUAGUAACGCCAAACUCUUCGUCUGUGGCUCCAAGCGUGUGGGCGCCGGUGUGCAGGAUGUUGCUCUUAGAAUGAAGGAUGCUGGUCUUCGUGCUAGAGGUAAGGAGUGGAGUGAAGAGGAAGUCAAGAAGUGGUGGGAGGAGCUACGUAAUGUACGCUAUGCAACUGAUGUGUUUGAUUGA